UAUCGUCAGCUCAUCCUCCUGGCAACAUCCAGCCGAACCCGGGCGACUUUGAACUCUGAGACUCAGACACGGCACUGCAUCGGCACCCCAGUCCCCUUUAGCCACCGAAAGGCAAAUCCACUUGGAGAAACUCCUUGGCGUUGACGUUGGCAGACAGAGGUGCCCGACAGGAGACUGACUCCUCUUUACGGAUCUUAAAGGGAGCUGACAUCACAGAUGAGAACAAUGUCUGAUGAGACAGAACAGAGAAUGUGCGAUGAGGACUUUGGUUCUGACGAGGAGGGGGAGGAGGGCGACGUGGAGUCCUAUCUAGAGGACAACAGUAGUGAGCUCAUGGACAGACUCAGAGAGUUGGAGGCCGAGAAUUCUGCCCUGAUGUUGGCGAAUGAGAGUCAAAGGGAGGCUUAUGAGAGAUGCCUAGAUGAGGUGGCCAACCACGUGGUCCAGGCUCUGCUAAACCAAAAGGAUCUCAGAGAGGAAUGCAUCAAACUGAAAAUGUUGGUGUUUGACCUAGAGAGACAGAACCGGGCGUUGUGUGAGCUUUUCCAGCAGAAAUUGCCCAAUCACCCCACCACUCACUACCAGGUCCAGCCGGGACCCCUCCCAGACUACAAUGCACAGCUGCACAAUGACUCUGCCAAGCAGGUGGAGCCUGCACAGACUGAAGCACAAGCCAAGGGAAAUGGCUACCGCACACAACAUGCCUCCCCCGGUCCCCGCGGCCCUGCCGCCUCCAUGGAGGCUCUGUCUCCUUUCUUCAAGAAGAAAGCACACAUCCUGGAGGUCCUGCGCAAGAUGGAAGAGACAGACCCUCUCAAGUUCCACCCCUCCACGGCUAGCCUCUCCUUCUGCGACUAUAGCCAGGUGCUCAUGUCCACAGAGGCUGUUCUGGCUUCUGCAGACCCACUUCCUGUACAGUGCAAAUCCCACCACACGCACUGCCAUUGUUCCUGCACUGACUCGGACACACACCAACAUGUCAACGGUGAAGGAGCAGUAAAGUGUGAGGGAGGGAACACCUGCUGUUUACAUUGCAAGAAGAGCCCGGACAGUCCCCCUAAGCCAUGCAGCCACGUCUGUAGCCCCCCAAAAGCCAACUCUGCCACCCAGAGCCAUGUUGUCCCUGCAGCUGCUAUGAGCGAAUGUCACAUUAAGAGCACAACGGUGGAGUCUGCUCCCCCAUCAAAACAAAGCAUUAAGAAUGACAACCACCAGCACACAGCAGGUGUCACACCCCACAUGUCAGUCAUAGAAAUAGCCAAUCAGAGUCCAGAUGUGAUGAGGGCAGAGCAAGAUACAGUGGAGAGCACCUCUGGUGAACUCACUGGCUUUUAUCCUGCCUCCCAUCUGCCUGUGUCUGUGAAGGAGAGCUCUCACAAUGCCCAUUGUGACUUAGAAAUGGGAGAGACGGUUCAUAAUGGACUGACGCAUCCCUCUACUGAAGGCUCCAUGCCCGAUGACCCCUCAGUUAUCCCUGAGAAAGACAACACAGACCGAGAGGCAUCUUGUGUGAGAGCCAAUGCCUCUCUCAGCCCUAGCUCCUCCUGCCUCAGUGAUGUCAAAGCUGCCGCCAUCAACUCCCCGUCCAAGUUACUUAAGUUCCUCAAGAUUCCCUCCAUAGGUGAGAAGUCUCAGGCUUCAACCAGUCCCGUCCGUCUUAGUCCCCAGCUCACCCGCAACUCCAGGAUCCCUUGCCGCACCAACAACUAUGAAGUGUACCAUUCUCCUGUCCCCACACGCAGAGCCACCACCACAGAGAGGUGUAGGCAGCCACCACCACCACCGUCCAGAUCUGAGUCUUACCCAGCCACACACUCCGCCCCAACCUCCCCGCCCCAGCCAGAGGACACCGGUUCCCCUCCAGCCAAGGAAAUAAGCUACAGCAGCCUCUCUGCACCUAAAGCCAGUGUUGGUCCAAAGCUGGGCCUUGCCACCUCCUCCACUUCCUCCACUUCACCCAAAGUAUCCCAGAAGGUCCCACAUUAUGAGAAUGUGUCUGAUCUAUCUACCAACUGUAGAGAAGAGGCACCACCCCAGGGUCUAGAGAAAAGAACCACGCUACCCAUUCACACCAAGUCAAGUGGUGGGGAGAGGAAGCUAGUCAAGUCACUACCCGAGAGUGUCCUCAACCCCUCUCCACAGCGCAAGCAAUCAUCCUCCUCCACUUCAGAAUCCACAUCAGAUGAGGAAGAUGAUUCGGAGAGCCCAGUAUGGGUUAACCACCACAGUCUGCCCAACACUUCUGCCCUAGGUAAAGCUCAGGGCAGAGCAAAUUAUUCAAGAACUAGAGACAAACAGGAGACUGAUUCCAGGGAGAGCACCAUACAGAGCUCUGAGGUCACCCAGCAACCUCCUCCGCCUCCAGCCAAGAGAAAUGAUCCUUCAUCCAUCCCCAAAAGGCCUGGGACCAGCUCAGGGAGGUCGCCAGCUGAUUCAAGUCACCAUGCCUUCAAAGACAGGCUGGCCGCGCUUGGAAAACUUAGGAGCUCUGAAGAUUUACAAGUUAGCCUUAAGGCCGUUGACACAUCAAAUACAAACAUGCAGUGCAGUGAGAGCAAUAUCACCUACACCGAUGAAAGAAGUAAGACAGCGGAGAGACCCAUUGAGCACAAUAAAGAGGAACAGAGACAUUCAAAAUAUACAGACUCCUUAGAUGGUAAACCUAAAGGCAGCAGUAGUGGAUUGAGGUACCAGGGGUCCUCUCAGUUGUAUGAACCAGGAGUGAAAUCUCUGCCCUCUGGCCCAACCGUGGUCAAAACAGAACUGUGUGUGACCAAAGCAGAAAGCCCCAAGAGUAAGCUCGGCCUGCCAUCCCCCAACACAGAUGGUCCCCAGUUGUUACGAAACAAUCUGAAGUGUCCUGGUUCCCUGAAUCUGGCAUACAAUGCUAAAGCUGGCCUUGGCCCUCACAGUAGCAACAGUCCCAACAAAGUGCCCCCCAAAUCACCCUCCAAACCUUGCCAAGGCCCCUCUACUCACAGAGGGGGAAAACCCACAGAGACGCCACGCUAUUCCUCCAAAUCUGAGGAGAGGUCAAAGAUCAGUGGGAAAGGGAAAAAGAACCUGACAUAUGGAGAUAGCCUACCCCCUCCUCCCCCAAGACCUCCGACGUCAGACAUCCAGGAGGAGAAACCCUCACACCCGGUCCCCAGCCCACAGUCGGCCAUUGAACAGAAAGUGAUGAAGGGCAUCGAGGAGAAUGUGCUAAAGCUCCAGGAGCAGGACAGAGGAGGGCAAGGAGCCGAGGUCAAACAGAAAGCCUCCAAUGGAAUCGCCAGCUGGUUUGGUCUGAAGAAGAGCAAGCUCCCAGCACUCAGUCGGAAAACAGACACAACCAAAACCAAGGACGAGAAGAAGGAGUGGAAGAUUAACAUCCCCUCGGUGGGGAAGGAUUCGGUGAAGAUGGCCACCAGGUGUAAGGAAGGGGUGGAGGGUCUUAACAUCUCUACCCUGAUGGAGAAGGCGGAGGGGCUGAGGAGAGCCCUGGAAGAGGAGAGGGCCUAUGUGGAGAGGUCAGGGCGGGGUCACUCCUGUGAGGUGGUGAUGGACCAGGCUCAGGGACAGCUGGCUGUCAUGUAUAGGGGAGCGCGUUCGGACAACUUCAUGCAGCAGCUGCUAAACAGAGUGGAUGGGAAGGACAUGAUCAGCAUUCCUCAGCGACGGCUCUCGUUUGACUGUAAGACCUCCAGGCCAGUGUUUAGUCAGCAGAGUGAUGUCAUCAGCCACACCACCAGUCGUGACGAUAUGGAGAAGGGUUCAGACGGAAUCGGCAAUGUGACAUCAGAUGAGAACCUGGCAGAUUCGGGUCACUCCCAACACUUUGCUGGUUCAGGUGCCUCCACCUACACCCUGGACAGUGGUAUUGGUACUUUCCCCCUGCCUGACUGCAGCAGUGGUGCAGCAGGAAGAAGCCUUUCCAAGGUGAGGGCCGGGGCAGAGCACCAUGCUUCUGGUUCGCCAGGGAAGGCCGGGCGACGGGCCCGAACCCUGGACAGGGAGAUGAUUACUCAGGAUGAGUGUUGUGCGCCGCACAAACAGCUGAUUCCCACCAUUCAGUAUGGUGCCAUGUUGGAGGGGAGGAGCACUCCUGGUGUCAUCCGUGAAGAGGCCCAUGGAGGCAACAUGUUCUCACCCCGAUCCAAGACUUGGACGUUCCCCAACCUGAAGACCCCAGCAGGACCCACUGAGGUCUACCUGGCAGUGGAGGAGGAAGAGGAGGAGACAGUACCAUAUGGGUCACCAUUCAGAGGGAGCGUGAAGCCUGGCGGUCCUUCUUCCAGCCGUAUGGUCGACCCAGGCAGCCUGCCCGUCCCUGCCCAGUCAGGACUGAGCCGCAGAGGAAAGACUCGUACUCCCAGCGUCCCCGAGAUGAGCCGGGAGGCGGGGCUGGAGCUACUCAGGGAGCGGCCGGAGGAGGCGCUCUCCCCGAGCCGCCCUCAGGUCCUCGAGACCCCGGAGUCACUCAGCGAUUCCCUCUACGACAGCCUCUCAUCCUGCGGUAGCCAAGGAUGAGAGGGCCCCGCACGGCUUUUUUUUGGGGGGGGGGGGGGGGGCUGAGAAGAGAGGCGAAUACCCCUCUAGUCUCGAGACGCUAUGACAAACUGAAGUCUAGCAAUUGCUGGCUGUACUGUGAUGCUGCUGACCCCUGCCAGCCUUUGAGGAACGUGGAAAAGAACUGUGCUCCGUUGAUGUCCACCAGAACCUUUUUCUCAAGAUGACGCCGUUUUCAUCAUUGGCUCUUAAAACUGUCGCAACUGGAAAGAUUGAUAGACGGACUUCUCCUCAGGAUUUCAAAUGAAUAUGAAACCAAAAGCCACCCAAAUAACAUAGGUUGUUCACUUUCACUUUUUUUCCCCCUACGGUGAAAUUGACCGUGGACACUUAAAAGUCAUAUAUACAAGACUACAAAAAGCAUGGGCAAGCUGAAGAUGAUCACAAAUUGUCACUCCCAAAAUGAAAAUAGUUUUCACUGAGUUUUGCCUCAUUCUCAUCUUUUUUUCUGAUCCUGUAAAGUGGAUUCCUUAUAGUGAGAAGCAUCGACCAUUCAAAUAACCGACAUACUGUACCAAUACAUCCAUUCUGUUCUUGACAUCAGUUUUCAAAAUAAUGUACUGAAAAAUUGUAUUUCCUUAUUGAGCUUGUUAAAAAAAAAAGAAUGUUCAUCUCCGAUUCUUACUGCUACACUCAUUCAUCACAAUUUUAAUGUAUAAACAAGUUUAAUGACCAUGCUGAGAUCAUUUCUCUCUUGCGACCAAGAGCGGUUGUCAGAAUACGUCUGUGUUUUAAAUCAUAAUGCGUUUAAAGGUAAUAUAUACCAGCAAUAAUAUCAUAGAAAAGAGAAAUGGCUACACUAUUCAAUGAAUAUGUAUUUCUAUUUAUUUAUUUUAAGUGAAAUGUACAUCAUUUGCAAUUGUCAUCUUUUUGUAAUCUUUCUGUGAAAACUGCAGCUUCCUUGCUUAGAUUAUGUUCAUAUCUUUGUAUGUCAACAUCUGUUGCUGUCUGUUUCUUAGCGACUAGAGAUCAUAUGUACCAACUGCCGUUUUUUCAACUUUCUAAUUAAAAUGUUUUGAUUUAGCUUGUGUCUUAAAUUCACCAUAUGGGUUUAGUUAGAGCUGAAUGGGAAAAUUCAAGUGUAGUUACUCCAUUACAGGUGUGUAGAUAACGGGGGAAAAAGUUCAGUUGACGUUCAACAAAUUUAUUUGAGCAAAUGUAUCAAAUCAUUGAUUUUCAAUUGUACAUCGAUAAAAUAAUUCCUUCACAGUAUACACUUUCAAAAAGUUGCAAUGUUAACAUCACAUUUGGAAAACUAAAUUCUAGAUCACAGGCAUUUUAGACCAAUUUAAAACACAAAUUGACAUAAGAGCAAUCUCAGUUAUUGGCCUAUUUUGCCUUUCCAUGGUGAAAAUAUGGACAGAUGGUGAUUGCUCUUCCCCAUACGCUAGCCAACAUCCAAUUCCAAUAUCCUGACCACCAAGUGACUUUAAGUCUGCAUGAAUGAAUUUGCAAAGAUCAUCAGAUGAGUCAGGUUGGUGCUCAUGGUUUCUGUCGAUUGACCAUUCUUGCCCCUCAAAAUGUUGGUCAACAACACAAUAUUGUUGGAAUAAAUAAUUACAAGGAAAAUCUCUCAAAGGGUAUGAUGAACAUUACAUGACACCUUGUGACAAUAAGAUAUUUGAGGAUAACUAAAGUGGAUCAAUAAAUCAAAUUACAAAAUUUCAAAUAAAACAAAGGUCAGUCUCAGAAGCUCACAUGACUUGCUAAGGUAUAAACUGUAAUGUUAUUUAUGGCACUAAAUAUGAAAACCUGUAAAUGCUGCUCAGCUUCUGGGAGCCUUCAUAGGGCAAUGCUCCCCUCUAUAGGCCAAGCAUAGUCACUGCAGCA
Messenger RNA from Lampris incognitus (smalleye Pacific opah), 6381 nucleotides. RefSeq names its product NCK-associated protein 5-like (gene nckap5l). Gene Ontology annotation, cellular component: microtubule plus-end. The transcript has 13 exons. Lineage: Eukaryota; Metazoa; Chordata; Actinopteri; Lampriformes; Lampridae. Bases 217 to 4512 code for a protein of 1431 amino acids. The record is from RefSeq and is a predicted model, not a curated record. Gene Ontology annotation, biological process: microtubule bundle formation; microtubule depolymerization.